This is a messenger RNA of Humulus lupulus (European hop), 657 nucleotides long. Its product is annotated as PWWP domain-containing protein 3-like. The coding region runs from base 148 to 501 and encodes 117 amino acids. The record is from RefSeq and is a predicted model, not a curated record. The transcript has 4 exons. NCBI's taxonomy places the organism in Eukaryota, Viridiplantae, Streptophyta, Magnoliopsida, Rosales, Cannabaceae.
UCUUCUCUAGUGACAACUACUUGUUACUUGCUCUCAAGUCUCAACACGGCUUCUUCUGGAAAAAAAAAUGGUCAUGAAAAAACAACUUUCUUGUAUUGGAACUCGUGUCAAGAAUUAUGACAAUUACAGAAAUCUCACGUUAAAAAAAUGGACAAAGAAAGAAGGAAGAGCCAAAGUAGGAAGGAAGAGCCAGUCAAGGCAGAGGAAGUUGUGGUUUUGAUUGAAAGUGAGGCUGAUGAUGAGAGUAGAGUUACAACGGUUGAAGAAACCAGGGAAGAAGGAAAAGCUGAUAACCAGAAAACUUCUCAAGAAUCUUCAACCUCCAAAGGCGAUCAAAGUGGAGAUAAAACUGGUGAGCUUCCUGUUUCAAGUGAAGCUGAGGUUAAAGAUGCUGAAAGCACUUCUGAAAAAGGGGCCAAAAGUGCGCCCUCCAGUGAGGCAAAGAAGAAGAAGAGUGUGAAAAAGAAGCCACAGCAGCAGCAGCAGAAGGUUCCCUCCUAGACGGACUUAACUGAGAAAUUUAUUAUUAUCCUAGUCUUUUUUAUGAUGCUAGCUUUUGUCUUAAUAAUCUUGUUGAUGCACAUUCAUCACCUAUAUAUAUAGUUAUAUAUAUUGUUGUUGUUAUUAUUGUGUGAUUUCUUGUUUCCUUUAUUUUCU